AGGUAAGUACUUGUGCUCGUAUUCAGCCUGCUAAAAAGUGGUAAAACACUAACACUGGUACUUUUGGAACAUUUAGGGUGAUUAGAUCCAUAGAUGUGUUGUUUUUCCGGAAGUGGUAUCGUUUGGUCAUGGCGUCGAGCUUGACAGGCUGGUCCCACCAUCGCACACCGCCACAACAGCUGGGGGAGGAUUUCCGAGCCCGUCACAGCGAAGAUGGUGGCAGCUCCAGGCGUGUAGAUGUUCGUACGCCCGGAUAACACGCAAACCAGCAACGAGAGUUAACCCCGCGGAUAGAUAAAACCGGCGUUUUCGUUUUAGCUCCAGCAAGAGGGUUGUAAAAAAAGGGAGGCGACAAGCGGCUCACUGAAAAGGACCCGCACACACGCUUCAGCGUGCACUCCUGUGUGUAUUGGACACACACAUACACACGAACUAGUGCCAUCCAGACCCCGAGGAGUUGGUUCCGAUAAGUUUGCUCUCUGUUGUUGGCUGGUUUUGGAUCGUUUUCACAAGGAUAUGCGCGAGGGUUUCCUCUUUUUUGCUCUGGGGAUUUUUCACUUCUUCUUCGCCCAGGGGGGAUGUGAAGGGAGGAAAUCGAGCUCCAAAUAACCGCAGUUCUCACUGUGUCCCCUCUCUAAACGCAGGAAAUACGGCCUGGGGAAAAACUUUUUUUGGAGACGGGGUCUGAGGCUGACGGUUUGCAUGACUUAAAUCUUUACAAGAUUUUUACCCUCACCACACCUCUGGAAUCCAACGCCGCUGGAUAUACGGAGAAAAGUCUUCGAAUGUUAAAUCCUGGGUUGUGUUGUUACUAUUGCAAAGAGCUUUGAUCAUCACUAUUUAUAGAGCAGCCUCGACCCAGGCUGUUCCUCGUAUCUUGUAUGUUUUGCCAACUGCGCGCAACAAGUUGCAGUCACUCCCAGUUGAGUCAAAGCGACGCUAAUUUGGGCCAGUGGUUGGUAUUUUCAGCGCUUCUCUUUUCGGAUUACGCUCUCGGAAUAGCACAUACCUCUCCCAACCCUCUUUGGAAGGUAGCGGGGGCGGAGGGGGGACACACGGAGGAGAUCCGGAGCGGGAGUUCAGGAAAGGACGGGGCUGGAUCUGUGGGAAUAGGCCUGCCUGUCUGCCAGGCCUCGUAUGCGAGCUGGAUUCUGGUCAUGGAUUGGGCUCUGAAAUUUUGCUGUCAGGAAGAUUUAUAAGACUAAAGAUGGAAGGAAUGAAUGCACGGAAAUCCAAUUGUCCAGCACGCUGCUUGAGAAGGAAUGCAGAAGGUAAAAUUGCCUGACCCAGAAACGAACUCUUUUUGUUCUAUUUUGAAGACUGGACUAUUAUAUUUUUGAAUCUUUACACCGCGUCGCAUUUUCCUAACUUUUCAUCAUGCUGCUGCAGAGGUGGAGUUUUUAAGAGGCUACAGAGUGAAGGUGCCAUUUGUUGCAGAGUUCCAAGGGACCGUUUCAAAUUUUGUACACAUCACCAAGACGCAUGACAGCCUACAUCUGGAUGUGCUUUUGCAACGCCACCAUGGAUGAUCAAUGUUGGAGAUGGACUGAUUAGUGACUGCUGUUUUACUGUGGAGAAACUCAGUCUGAAGCACAAAUGCUCUUUGCAGAGUGAUUCUUGUGAUGUGAGUGAUGACGCAAAUCCAGGGUCUCAUCAUGAGCAGCUCAAUAAGCUGGAACGGUAUGAGUGAGCUUUUCAGCCUCUGUGUGCGGAGUAAAGACGUCUGCGCCUCAUGCUCAGCACUGUAAGUGUGACUAUUCCAGCGAAAACACCUUUGAGCCCCUAGCCCCUAUCCUUCCCUCCCCACAGUGCCACAUGUGAACACGCAGCGCCCACGCAACACGUCUAAUUGCCUGAGGACCAUCCAAAGCUAUUAAUAUUUAACUCCACUCCCGCACCCCUCCUUUUCCCGCGUCAAUAUGGCCACGCUGCAACAGCACCGGCAGCUUCUCACGCACACCACAGAAGUGAGUUGCAAUUCCAACAGAGAUGGAGAUGUGACCGUACGGAUUACUAAGAGUAUGCUGACGCCACCCGUGCAACAGCAUGAGCCGGUUCGUCCCGCCACCAUUGCCGGAGGAGUCCGAGGCCGUGAGGAUAGAAGUAAAAUGAACCCUAACCUCCACAAAUACAGUAUUUCCUCCAGCUGCAGCUCCGCAGACUCUAGACUGGCUACGACCUCCACAACGAGGGUGCACACGAAGGCACCGCCACUGUUUGAGCGCUCCGCUGCCCAAUGCUGGGACCCCAAGUUUGACUCCCCCAUCCUGGAGGAGGCGUGCCAAGAGAGGUGCUUUCCUCAGACUCAGCGGCGUUUUCGAUAUGUCCUGUUCUACCUGGCGGUGGCUGCUGUGCUCUGGGCCAUUUAUUUUACCGUCAAUAGUGACCGCUGCAACCCCGUGACUUUCCUGGCUCCCACGGCCUCCUUUUUAGUGCUCCUAGCACUCCUCUUCUUGUUCACCUUAACUCAUUACUACGCGCAACUGUACAACCAAACAUCGUUGCUCCUGAUUGCAGUUACCUUCGCCAUCACUUUGGCCCCGCAGAUACAGACCGCCGGCUACACUGAGCUAGAGUGGGCUCACCAUGCAAAUGCUUCAUACCAUUUUCCAGAUUUGCCUUUGUCCCCUUGUAUCUCCCCAGUGGCUACCUUUUCUUUGUGUAUCGAGGUCCUCUUGUUGUUGUACAGUGUUCUCCAUGUGCGUCUGUAUGCUUCGGUGAUGCUGGGGUUCUUAUAUUCGAUAUUAUUUGAGGCAUUAGGGUGGCUACCAUUGCUUCACAGAAGCUAUGAUGCGACUGAACGGGAGACGAAUUUGGGGAGUUCCGGCUCCAAUUGGGAAACAGACACUCUCCGGUGGCUGGCUCCCGCCAAAGCGCUGCUUCACUUGUGUGUCCACGUCAUCGGUAUCCACUUGUUCAUUAUGUCAGAGGUGCGCUCCCGCAGCACCUUUCUCAAAGUGGGCCAGGCCAUCAUGCAUGGCAAGGACCUUGGGGUGGAGAAGGCUUUGAAGGAGCGUAUGAUCCACUCUGUCAUGCCUCGACGCGUCGCAGACGAACUAAUGAAGCAGGGUGACGACGAGGGCGGCGGGAGUGAGAACUGUGGCAAGCGUUAUUCCUCUGGUACCUGCUCUGCGUCAGCUGUCUCAGUGGGCAGUGGAGGAGGUGUCGGUGGAGCUUCGCCAUCACAAAAUUCCACCGGUCCCAAGAACUACCCACAUAACAACCACAAACCCAAGAAGACCUCCAUCCCACGAGGACAGAUAAUAUUUCGACCUUUCAACAUGAAACGCAUGGAACCUGUUAGUAUCCUUUUUGCGGAUAUUGUGGGCUUCACGAAAAUGUCUGCCAAUAAGUCUGCACCGGCCUUGGUCGGUCUACUCAAUGAUCUCUUUGGACGCUUUGACCGUCUUUGUGAACUAACCUGUUGUGAGAAGAUCAGCACCCUGGGUGAUUGUUAUUACUGCGUCGCAGGUUGCCCUGACCCUAGACCUGACCAUGCCUACUGCUGUGUGGAGAUGGGUCUUGGUAUGAUCCAGGCCAUCGAACAAUUUUGCCAGGAGACAUGUGAGACUGUCAGCAUGCGUGUCGGUGUCCAUACCGGCACUGUUCUGUGCGGGAUUCUUGGAAUGAAACGCUUCAAGUUUGACGUAUGGUCCAAUGAUGUCAAUCUGGCUAACUUGAUGGAGCAGCUUGGUGUGGCGGGCAAGGUCCAUCUGUCUGAAGCCACUGCUCAGUUCCUGGAUGACCGUUACAAGCGGGAAGAUGGCCGAGUGGUGGAGCGAGCCGGGGAGAGUGUGGUGGAGAAGCUGAAGGGCUUGAAAACCUACCUGAUCUCAGGAAGGAAGUUAGGACACGAUGUGCAGUACGGCUGUUCUCAGAUGGAAACUGACUUUGUUGGGAUGAGCCUGCCCGCUUGUACACAGUACCAUGCUCCUGAAAUCAUCCACGGAAGUGACCAAGCUGCUGAACCCUUGCUGCCCAACCAACCACCAGACAAGACAGCGCAACCAUCUGUUUCCCGCCUUGAGGUCAGUUCUUCAGCAGCAGAGCAGAGUGAUGAAGUAGCUGCCCAAAACGGCUGCCAGGAUGAGCACAAGAUUAACAGUGCUAAGUUCAUUCCAGGUAACAGCCUCAGGACGGCCAAUGGCCUCCUGAGCCCCACACUGGAUGAUCCAGUGAGGGCAAGUCAGAGCUCUUUGGGCGACAUACUCCAGGAGAAAGAGAAGAAGACGAGCACGAGCACGAUGACCGGCGCCAAUGUUGCCAUGGCAGUUGGCGCUGGACCACCGGGGACAGGCAUGGAACACUCUGCCCUUAUUCAGCUGCGCGACAAGAACAUUCGAGAAAAGAGCGACGUCCACUUUGUCGAUGUUAUCAGAGAGGACAGUCUGAUGAAGGAUUAUUUUUUCAAACCACCCAUCAACAAGAUCAGCCUCAAUUUUCUAGACCAACCCCUGGAGACAGCAUAUCGCAGCAGCUACAAAGACGAGGUGAAAAACCAGGUCCAAGAACAGACCUUUGCAAGCUGCACGUUCAGCUCUUUCCUUGACGUUCUUUUGAGCUGUUUUGUCUUCUUGGCCCUCACGCUGGCAUGUUUCCUCCCCCCACUGGUGAGCUCAGCCACUGUCAGCCCCCCAUCUUCUGCGUCGCUUGCUGUGGCCCCUCUGGCCGGCCUGUUGGAGCUGGCCUCUUUGGUGCUCUCAAUACGCAUGGCCUUCUAUCUGGAGGAAGUGAUGAGCUGUACCCAUUCCCUGCUUUUGGUGGUAUCGGGCUGGGCCGCUCGUCACAUAAUUGGGGCAGUGUUGGUCUCCCUACCGGCUGUUUCGGUCUUGUCCCACCUGACCUGCGGUGUCCAGCUACCUCUCCAGCUGACAAUGUUCUUGUGCUGUGCCACUAUCAUCGCCAUCAUCCAGUACUGUAACUUCUGUCAACUCAGUUUUUGGAUGCGUUCGAUUCUGGCCACUGCUUCUGGGAUCACCAUGUUGCUGUUACUGUACAGCCCUAUGCACAGCUCCAGUAAUCACAACUUAGCAGUUCAUGGAUCAAACAUCUCCAUAUCCCCAAAUGUUGGGUCAACUUCACGGUCAGACCAGGACCCUUCUCUAAGACCUCAUGAUCUUCUGGUGCCAGAAGCGGUUCUUGCCUUCUUUCUACUUCUUCUCCUUGUGUGGUUCCUAAACCGGGAGUUUGAGGUCAGCUACCGUUUGCAUUACCAUGGCAACGUGGAGGCUGACAAGCACCGCUCCAAGAUUCAGACCAUGCGGGACCAGGCAGAGUGGUUACUUGGCAACAUAAUCCCCAUCCAUGUUGCUGACCAGCUCAAGGUAACACAGAGCUACUCCAAAAACCAUGACAGUGUGGGUGUGAUCUUUGCCAGUAUCGUGAACUUUAGUGACUUCUAUGAGGAGAGCUACGAGGGUGGGAAAGAGUGCUACCGUGUUCUCAAUGAGCUAAUUGGGGAUUUUGACGAGCUCCUUCGAAAAAACGAAUUCAAGAGCGUGGAAAAAAUCAAGACAAUCGGCUCCACUUACAUGGCGGCAUCUGGACUGAAUGUCCAGCAACUGGGGGAGAAUGAAGAGGACGCUCCGCACGCUCACCUGAGGGCGCUUUUCAACUUUGCCCUGGAGAUGAUGGGCGUACUGGAUGACUUCAACAAGAACCUGCUGGGCUUCGGUUUCAAGCUCCGCAUCGGAUUCAACCACGGCCCACUGACGGCGGGGGUGAUCGGCACCACUAAGCUGCUGUAUGACAUCUGGGGAGACACGGUCAACAUUGCCAGCCGCAUGGACUCCACUGGUGUGGAGUGUCGGGUGCAGGUGAGCGAAGAAAGCCACGCUGUGCUCAGUGCCAUGGGAUUGGACUUUGAUUACAGAGGUACUGUGAAUGUGAAGGGAAAAGGCCAAAUGAGGACCUUUCUGUUCCCUAAAAAUGGGGACUGCAUGUGCCAAGAUCAACAGGAGCUCAAUGCCAGGGAAGGACCCUCGCCAGCGGCAUCAUUGACAAACACUCAAUCAGCUGUUGCCCAGGCAACCGUCCCCCAGCCUCCCUCCUCUCCGUCCACAUUUCCACCAUCUUUACCAUGUGUGGUAAGGUCCAAGACCAUCUCGGCUUCGUCCGCAGAAGUGGGGAAGGAAGGCUAUAGGGACCCUUCACACCAAGCUGGGGAAUCAUCCACCAAAGACCAUCCCUUCCUUCAUGCCAUCUCUGACCCCGUAGCAUCAGAAGGUGCGCAAGUGCCCGCUCAGGUGCAGUCACGUGGCAAGGAUGCAGAUGAGCUAACAAGACUCAAUGAGGAGUUUUACGCCCGCCUCUGAUCCUCUUUAUCCCCCCAUCCCAUUUUUUGUUGUUGUUUCAUUUGGUUUUUGAUUUAUCCCUCUGCUGCCCUGAGCUGCUAUCACUCCAAGUUAUUGCUGGUCCAGGCAAUAUGUCCCUUCCUCUUGGCAAGUCAUGAAGAAGAGGAAAAUGGUUGAGGUAAAAGAGGAAAAAUCGCUACAUACAUUGUUAAAUGGAAUUUAAUGUUGCAGUAGACUGAAUUUGUGUUGAGCACAGAAGAGAAGAAGGAUGAUGGGCAAAAGGGGCAAAACCAUAUUUUGUUGUUGUUUUUUUAAAAUCACAUUAUUAUUAAGUGCCUUCAGGACUAGAGCCGAACAAAUUUGAAUACUGAACAAAGGUUAACAGUCUUUGUGUAUGUGUGUGUGUGUGGGUGUGUGUUGUUUUUUUUAGCCCAUAAGUAGACACUGAGGUUUCUUACACAACACUUUCAUUUUCAGUGCAAAAAAAAAAUUAACAAUUGUUGUGCCAUAUCAUUCUAACUUGAUCUUGAGCUUACGGGGAAAUAAUUCUAGAUUCAUAAUAAUAGGUGCCAGUGCAGCAUUACAGGAUGAGCAGGGAACUAUGGGAAGAAUGAGGGAAUUACAUGAAGCAGUGUUAACUUUUUCUAUGUUUUCUACUUUGACAUGAGGGCUAUAUACAGUAUUCACUUGUGCUCAUGUUUUAAGAGAAUAUGCUACAAAGCAGGCUGCAUAGAUUUGAUGGAGUUGGAAAUGCACAUUUAAGCACAGGUCUUGCACAAUGUUUUUUUUUUUCCUCGACCACUUAUUUUUAGAAGUGAAAUAGCUAAAACAAAAUGUAUUUUCUCUUGCCAAGUAAAAUCAAAAGCACAAAUAUAAAAUAACAUUUAAAUUAGGGCAAAAAGGGAGAACAUCACAAAUGGCAGGAAGGCACUUUAACUAGACUUGAUACUGUGACCCAAGAUCUAUCUUAUGUGCAUGAAAUACUCGCCGUUGAUUUAAAAUAGAACUCAUUGCCGUUCAAAGGAAACAGUCACACAACAAACUGCACAUCUUUGCAGUCUGACUACUUUUGCAAAAAAUCCGAAUAACAAAUGACAUCCGUGCUUCUGGUGAACAACUUUAAACAGUCAUCUGGUGGUGCCUAUGCAAGUGCAUGGUAUUGAAAAGAUUCUAAGUGGAGUGGAGCAGUAAGUACAUCUAGUGAGGGGACAAUCACUGUGUAGACAGCGAUUGUUCACUUUGAAGAAACAAAUCACAGAACAUUCAUUUAUUGCCUUAGGCGGGGGGAAAUAACACAUUGGUCAGUUUGCCUGUCAUAUUUAUUCAAUAUUUCCAUGUUUUCUCUUUUAUUCUAGAAUUAUUGUUAAUUGUGUGGGACACAGCCUCGAAAUUGGGGGGGGGGGGCUCUACUGCACCGAUGGAUUUCAUAUUGUGCCACUUUAAUUGUGUGAUCUUUAGGUGCGUCAUAGCCUCAAUUAGUUGAUUGUUUUGUGGUGCCUAAAGGUAUGAGUGUCUUUUUGAGGAGAUUGCUUUUCUGAAUGUAUGGUAGAAAUCUGAGAAUAGACGGUUGUAUGUUGGAGGUGGGCGGAGGCUUUUGUGCAAAUGUAUCUGCAUUUCUUCUGAUAAUUGAGAGUUUUACCAUUUUUUCACCCCUCAUUAACUGCCUGCCUCGGUUAACGUGGUGGCGCACCGCCUGCAUCAACCGAAGCACUUGUCUUUUAUGCGUGAGAGAGUUUUCCUUGAAGUCAAUAAUGUUGAUAUAAUCGCUGCAACGAGGCGCAAAAGGAAAUCAAUCUGCCACUGGGCCACUCUUGGACUGAUUGCAGCGGAUUGGGCAAUAGCCUGCAUUGAUAAGAGGGUCACUAUAUCCAUGGACUCUGGCAGUCAAUAUCAUACAUAGACUUUUAAUCCUGCACCAUUGUAUCCUUUGAAAACAACCCCCCCACACACACAAAAAACAAACAAACAAAAAACUGAAAUUCUUUUUGUGUAUUUAACUUACGUAAUACAAUUGGGUGGAACCGGUUCUUCUAAAAAUAUUAAUUGAAGUCACUGCUUGUCAUCAAUACACAGGAUUCAAAAAUGCAGAGUUAAGGAAGCUGUCAGAAAUGAUUUAUCGUAUUCAGUACCUUAGGCCUUGUGCACUCCAAACUGUACUACUAGUGCCUUCUGAAUGAAAUACCAUUGAGGCUACAUCAGUGUGUAGCCCGUGGUUACGCAUUACAUCACGACAAUGCAAGUACAUUUCUCUGCGGUAUAAAGUCUUUGGAGAAACAAUAGUCAGAGUCACACAAAGUGAAUUAAGUAUGGGUUGGAAGCCUUGUCUUCCUCUUAUUUUUUCACUGUCUCUUUUCAUCAACUUUUAGCCUCUCAAUACAAUUGCAGCCAAGCAGAAUGAGAAUACCGGUACCUGUAUCAGGUUGAAGGAUCAUUUGGCAUCAGUUUAAUUAAAUCGGUGGUGUUGCAGCAAGUCUCUGGAAUAGACAAAUUCCACAGCUGGGGUCAAAAAUAUAUUUUCAAUUUUUUUUUCACAUUUGCUUGAUCUGUUAUACGAAUAAAAGUAGAAUAUACAUCAUCAAACCUUGCAGGAUGCAAGACAAACAUGGUUCACAGAGCCUGACUCUGAAUGACCCCUCAGGAUUUUCGCACCGCACUCUUCGUUUCAGCGUCACUCAUUUGGCAAAUGUUUUGAAUGAAUGUACUGUAUUGGAUAACUCUGCAAACAUUGCAAGUCCCGCAGUUUGGCUCAUUUAAAGGACACUAUUGAUUGAUAGUGUGUAUUGCAAGAGCUGUUUUGCAGAAAAAGUAAUGUGGCCUUUGUUUAAUACCCCUCACAACCCGCCCCCCCCCUUCCCCCCACACAAUGCUUGUUGCAUUACACAAAUAAGGCACCACAUUUUGUUGGGCCAGCAAAAUAAGGAACACGCAAAAUCAGCAUUUGUUAAAACCAAUGCAACAACACAAUCACAAUUUGUCAAAUGAAUGUGGACACGUUAUCAAUAAUUAACCCUUAAUUUUCGUGUAUUUGUUUUUUUGUUUUUGUUUUUUAAGUACACUGGGGCAAAAAUGAGAGCUGUUUGACAACGCUUUUUCCUUUAUGCCUUGGUUUAAUGCUCAUGAGAUGUAUUAUGUAUGUUUUGAGCACGUUAUCCAUUUUCCUAUAUCAACACAUGAUCAUUAUCUGUAUACAUUUUGCACACAGCACUCAAUGUUUGUACAUAUGCAAUCAGUUUGUCGCGUAAUUGUUUUUAUACAUGAGCAUGUGUUGGAUUUUGCCAUAAAACUAUGAAAAAGAGACGCCUAUUCUCGCAAAUGAUUCAUUGCGUGCCUAUUUGAGUGUGAAUGUUAUAAUUUUCAUGACUCCGUAUUUUCCAGUAUGAUCGAAAUAAACCUGCAAGCACACUAAAUUGUUGUGGACACUGUAUAAAGAUGUUUGGGGGUCAAUUAUGAGCAUUACAGCUUUGUUUUAUGAUAAAAUGAUAAGUCCCCGACCCCUCUAUAUGUACAGAGAUUAUGUAUAAAACAGUUUGACCAAA
This is a messenger RNA of Hippocampus zosterae (dwarf seahorse), 9829 nucleotides long. It is a transcript of the gene adcy9a, whose product is annotated as adenylate cyclase 9. The record is from RefSeq and is a predicted model, not a curated record. Bases 1920 to 6314 code for a protein of 1464 amino acids. Gene Ontology annotation, biological process: intracellular signal transduction; cyclic nucleotide biosynthetic process; adenylate cyclase-activating G protein-coupled receptor signaling pathway. Lineage: Eukaryota; Metazoa; Chordata; Actinopteri; Syngnathiformes; Syngnathidae. Gene Ontology annotation, molecular function: adenylate cyclase activity. The transcript has 12 exons.